GCGGGGAGGAGGGAGCCGGCUGGCCGCCGCAGCCGCAGCGAGCCGAGCGGAGCGCGGGGAGAGCAAGAGGACCACUCCGCUGCGGAUGCAGGACCGUUGGAGCAGGGGCAUUGACUGAGCGGAGCCGCCCCCCCCCCCCCCAUUCUCCCGCCUGGGAGAUGCCCCGGGGGCACGGAAGCUGCUGCCGCGGACCCGGGCCCGGAGACCGGCGCUGCAGCGGCUGCCCCGGCGCCGGCUGUCGCUGUCACUGCUGCCGCCACCGCCGCCCUCGUGACCUUGGCCCAGGGCGCGAGGCGCCGCCGCCUCGGGGGUCCCCCGCCUCCAGCUGAGCCCCCAGCCGCGAUGAGCGCGCCCCGCCAGCCGGUGCCUUGGCCCUGGCUGCGACGGCGGCGGCUGCAGCCACUGCUGCUGCUGCUGCUGCUCCUGGCCCCGCGCCCCCGUGUCCGCGGCGACCCCGUGCCAUCGGUGCCACCGCCGCCCAGCUCGGAGCCCGAGGCGGAGCCCGGCCCGGAUCCCCCGUGGUGUCCCUACAAGGUGCUGAGCGAAGGCCAGGAGGCCGGCACUGGCCGCCUGUGCUUCCGCAGCCCGGAGCCCGAUUUCCGCUGCCAGCAGCGCCUGUGCAAGGCGUACCGCUCGGCGGGGCGCACGCUGGUGGCCAACGUGCUCCGCAACAGCAGCGUCCUGCUGCAGUGGCGCCCGCCGCCCGCCGCGCCUGCCCGCGAGCUGCGGGGCUUCGCGCUCAACUGCUCCUGGGACGGCAGCUACACCCGCUUCCAGUGCGACCGCGUGCAGCUCGGCGCCUCUUGUCGCGACUACCUGGUCCCCGACGUGCACGACAGCGUGCGCUACCGCCUGUGCCUGCAGCCGCUGCUGCGCCGGCCUCGUCGGGAGCCCUCCCCCCCGGGCGCCCCGCCGUCCCCGACGCCGCCGCCGCCGCCGCCAGCAGAAUGCGUGGAGUUCGCGGCCGAACCGGCUGGCAUGAGGGACAUAGUCAUCGCCAUGACGGCCGUCGGGGGCUCCAUAUGCGUUAUGCUCGUGAUCAUCUGCCUGCUGGUGGCCUACAUCACCGAGAACCUCAUGCACCCUGCUUUCGGGCGCCCCAGAGGCCGGAGACAGCCCUGAAGACCUGGCCACGGGGUUGGGCGGCUGCUGCCCUGGGGACAGCGAGCCCAGGCCCAAACAUCCUGCCGGGCAGGUGGGCAGAGACUGUGAUUGUACUUGGCUCCUGAAGUGGGGGGAAAGUGGGGGACUCACCCUUAUGCUGUUCCUCGGACUUAGCCCUGAGGGGGGCCCCCCCACGGGACUGGACUGGACUGGACUGGGUGAUGUGGGAAAGGCAUUAUCAGAGAGCUGGGCAGGGAAAGCCUAAAGUCCAAUUCUGGUUGCUGGGAGGGGGGAUGCAUUUGUCUGAACCCAAAUCAAGCCCCUCUCCCCUCCCCCAAAUCUCUCUAGUCACACACAACCCUACCCUGCUUCAGGACUCUGACCCAGCUCUCUCAUUCCAGCCCCCAGAACUGGGGACUGCACUGGAAGGUGGAGUGCAGACUACCAUGGGACCUAGGAGGGUUAGAUGGGAAGUCUGAAGAGGCAAGACAGGGCCCUUUCCCCCUAGCUCCAGGUGACACUGGGCAUGUGGACCCUGGCUGGGGGGGCCAUCUGAGCUGAGGUUCAGGGAACUUCGAAAACACCAAUCCUUUCCCCACUGGCCCUUCCUUUCCUAUCAGUGUUCAGUGAUUUUGACUACAUUUCAAGCCUGGACUGCAGCUUCCAGGGCAGUAUUUGGGAUUGAGGGGAACCUGCCCCGAAGAGGGAGUGGGAGGAAGGCCCACAGUGCCUCCUUGGUAUUUUGCAAAGUUAGAGGCCAAAUUAGGAGACUUAGUUUACUGUCCAAAGUGUGAGUAGGGCCUGGGCUCUUAGGCUAGUCAGCACCAGCACACAGCCCUUUGGAUUCAGCUCUAGAGACAAGAGGUGUUUAUUCCCUCUGAGGCCAUCUCCUCCUCUCCCCACACCACUCAUCACCACAUUAGAAAUACCCCUUCUGAGCUGCUUCAAAUCCCUGCCCAUUCCCACUUUUCCCUUCUCAAAUGGUCACUUCUCUCCUCUCUUUGCAUCACCUAAUCCACAGACUCCCAAACACCUGGCUGGGCAAUACCUCAGGAGGCCCCUUGACGAGCGUUUGAGAAUCACAAACCCAAAUUCAUCUGAAUUUUAAAAAUCCAAGCUGUGCCAUCUGUGGGGGAGAGAAAAAAAAACCCACCCCCCAGAGGGUGGGGCCAGGUAGCCCUGAGUGCAUUUUAAGGAAAGGAUUCCCUUCCUGCCUUCUGUGCUAUCUGCUUCUGGGUCAAUUUUCCCUAGAGGUUUGAAGACCUGUUGAGAGACCCUCCCCAAAGUUCACCAUCCUUGGACCCGGACUGGCUCCUUGCAUCUAAAAUUGCUUCCCAGGGAUAAUAGGGAGCAGCUGAGAGGUUGGUCUAUGAGUGUGUUCCAGGAGUGAGAAGGGUAGAUGCUUCCUCUGGUGGACCUUGGGGAGAAGGGUUUUGAGCAAAAAGUUGCCUCACAACCCACGCAACUGGUUAUUGCCUGUGCCCAUUAUAAAAGAUUGAGCCCAAGAGCCAUGGUACAGGAAGGUGGGGCUCACACCAAGUGCCUGUGUGGACCAACUUCUUGUUUGCUGAGGGGAAAACAGUCCUGACUAGUGGGAGGGUGGACUGAAGGACUUCCUUACCAAGGGGAAGAAGUGUGGGAAGGGAGGAGGAGGAGGCUUUUUCUAGUUCCUCAUCUGAACCACAAUCCCCAUUGCAGCCUCUUGGAUGAGUCUAGAGACUUAUCUAGAUAACCACAACCUUGCCCCAGGGGGCACUCUGGGAGGCUAUUCAGCCCCACUGUUGCCCUUUCCUCCCUCACCCACAUCCAGCCUGUAGCGAGCUUGGGCUCUUAGCUGCAUCACUCCAAUACCUACUAUCUUGUGCCUUAGGGUGGAAAGUUUACCCCGUGGAGACCCGCCCAUUUGUCCAUGUUAGGAGCUGUGUCCAUCCAGGAGCUGUGUUCAUUUGUGUUAGGAGCCAGUUGAUCCUGAUGGCCUUUGCUUUUGGCUAGACUAGUAUAAAGAACAGCAGAUUUGGAGCUGUAGAAUCUGGGUUCAAAUCCCUUGGCUGCCACUUGCCAUGUGACUUUGGGCAAGUUACUUCAUAUGUUGGGGAUUCCAUUCCUUGUCUAUACACUGAGGAGAAUUAUGGUAGCUUACCUACAAAGUCCUUUCCGUCUGAGUCUGUAGAUGUACGAUCUAGCUGGCUUUGGCUUCCUGGGACUGGCAGGUUGUGCUCUGUGGUGUGUGUGUCUCAGUCUGGUUGUUGCAUGUCCCUCCCUCCUUACCUCCUCCCUUUUCCCCAAUCAGAUCUUGCCUGGUAGGAUUAUUAGCACUCCCUUGUUGUCCUGUUUUCCCACACACACACUAACUACACUGUGGUCAUCUAGCUUCCAUCCCUGUUUCUGCUUUUCCCCUCCCCCACCACUAGGAAGUGUGAUGAUUGACCACCUUCUGGACUAAAGUUCUGGCUAAAUUUCCCCCAGAGGUUUGAGGGCCUGUUGAGAGAGGCAGAUGGCGACACCCUCUAUAGCUUUGUGUUUUUCCCUUGCUGUGAGUAUCUUGUUACUGGUAUUUCCCAGCUAGAGAUUGGAGCUGGUUGCCAGGGAGAAAGCCCACAGCUCUCCUGGCUGGACAGCACAGGGGUGACUUGAGAUCCAGAGAACAGACAGAAGGAAAAGCUGUCUGUGGAUUCAGGGGAAGAGCCAAUUCCCACAUCACUGCUGGUUAGGAGUAGCUUUAAAUAACUCUACAGCUGUGGCCAGUGCUGCCACCGGCUGGACUUAAGGGCUCCAUUCUGAGGCUCAGCUAGCAGGCUACAUCUGGAUACUGAAACCCCAAACAUCUGCCCGUGAUUCAGUAGGGCCUGGGCCAUUGGGGUAUGGGAAUUGUCCAAGAAGUCACCUGGACCCUUAAGUGCCAGGAACAUGGGUUAACUAGGGGUAUCCACAACACAACAGUUGCUUCUAGGCCAAAGAGGGACCUAGGAGGCUGUAGGUUGUAGAGGAGUAGAAGGGAAAGACUGAGCCCAAGAGAAAGUAAUUCUCUUGUCUUUGGGGAGGCAGUAUAUGUGGACAGGGGAGCCCUGGGGAUUCUGGCUUCUUCCCUGGCAUCCCUCAGCAUCCUAGACAAACCUUGUUCCUGGACCCAAUUCUCAGGGGAAGCUUUUGGCCUACCCUGUGCUGCCAAGCAUCCCAUACAAGUGCUUGGUCUAAGCAUCAAGGCUCAAGAGGGAUUGGUCUCCAGGUCACAAGUUACUGUCAAUAAGCCUGUCUAGCCCUAUUCCCUCUUUCCUCCAUUGAGGGAGAGGGGAAGAAGGGAGAAGGCUUCAGCCUCCUCCUUACCUAGAGACUCACUCCCUACCUCUUCCUUGCUAACUGCUCUGCCCCCACAGAAGUGGCUACAUCAUUUACUUGUGUAAUGUUUGUUAUUGGAAAUGAUCUUUGUUUUCCUGUCUAGAUAGAUUGAAGGAAAUAUUGCUGUGUAAAUAUUGGGGGUGGGAUACUUAUUUAUUAAGGGAUGGUAUAUUUGGGUUGGUUUGGGAGGACAAUUCAGCCCAAGAGGAUUCCCCUUUCUCCCUAGCUCUUUCUUAGAUGUUCUGUGCCUCAGCUUCCCCAACUGUGAAAUGGGACUGCCUGCCCUCCAGGGUUCUUGUUAAUGGGGAGUAUGAACAAGGACAGCUCCUUUCCUCCCCACCCUUGCUCCCCCAAAGGGCAAUGUCUGCCCAUCAGUAACCUUGGUAUUGGGGUUUAGCCCCUUCCUGCUUUGCACUGUGUCCAUGUGUCCAACUUGUCUAGUGUCCAUGUGUAACUGCAGCCCUCUGGUAGGGGAGUGGGAGAGGGAGGAAAAUAUGAUUUCCCGGGUGUGGUCUCCCUUCUCUGUGGACUGUGGGACCUCUCCGCUUUGCUGGGAGGGAGCGGGGAGGUUAGAGGUCCACUGCUCCUGUCCACAUUGAGCCAGCCUGCAAAUAAACUCGUGUUCUCAGUUCUGA
Trichosurus vulpecula (common brushtail) is the source of this 5075-nucleotide messenger RNA. It is a transcript of the gene FNDC10, whose product is annotated as fibronectin type III domain containing 10. NCBI's taxonomy places the organism in Eukaryota, Metazoa, Chordata, Mammalia, Diprotodontia, Phalangeridae. The transcript has a single exon. Gene Ontology annotation, molecular function: protein binding. The record is from RefSeq and is a predicted model, not a curated record. The coding region runs from base 343 to 1122 and encodes 259 amino acids.